This is a messenger RNA of Calypte anna (Anna's hummingbird), 2997 nucleotides long. It is a transcript of the gene NUDT12, whose product is annotated as nudix hydrolase 12. Gene Ontology annotation, biological process: NAD+ catabolic process; NADP+ catabolic process. The transcript has 7 exons. Lineage: Eukaryota; Metazoa; Chordata; Aves; Apodiformes; Trochilidae. Gene Ontology annotation, cellular component: cytosol. The record is from RefSeq and is a predicted model, not a curated record. Gene Ontology annotation, molecular function: protein binding; NADH pyrophosphatase activity; metal ion binding. The coding region runs from base 174 to 1568 and encodes 464 amino acids.
AUGGGGAAGGUCAACGAGGACCAAAAGCUGCAGUACCGCACGCAGCCAAGCCGCGGGGUGAGCCUUCCGGGCGGCCGCGCCUCACGGCACACCCCGCAGACACCCCUGGCUCCCCUGCGCCGCACAGUCGUGGGGAAGCCGCGGGAGUAAAUCGAGAGGAGCCGGUUGACACAAUGGCGGACUUUGAAAAGAGCCUACAUCAGGACAUGAUUUCUCAGCUGCAUAAUUUUGCUGCUCUUGGAAAUGCAUCCAAACUGAAAGCAUUGCUCAGUCAUUCUCCAUCACUUAUCAAUGCAGCUUCAGAUAACGGCUGGACAGCCCUGAUGUAUGGUGCCAGAAACGGACACCUUGAGGUUGUGAAGAUUCUUCUUGAAGAAGGGUGUGACAGGUCCAUUGUUAAUAAAUCAAGGCAGACAGCUCUGGACAUUGCAAAAUUUUGGGGGCACAUGCAUAUAGCUAAUUUGUUGUCCAGUGUGAAAGGUGGACCAACGCCUAAUUUUCUGUCAAAUGAAGUGAAAGGGUCUGUAAAUUAUUUUGGCUCGACACUUCUGGACAGAAGGAGUGAUAAAAGAACCAAUUCCGAGUGGUUAAGCAAAAAGCAAAGCCAUCCAACUACAGUAUAUAUCCUCUUCUCGAAUCUAAGUCCUUUGGUUACUUUGCGUGGGGGAGUAGAGAGCUCACAGCAGCCAGAAGUAAAGCUUUGCAGGCUGUACCACAAGGAUGUAGAGCAGUACAUGAACCAAACUGAAGAAAGCAUUUUGAUUUUUCUUGGAGUUGAACUUGAGCUCCACAUGAACCUGCUGGCUGUUCACAAUGGAAGAGUUCUGCAAGAAGAUGAAGAGGAUGGGUUAGUUGCAUGGUUUGCUCUUAGUGUAGAUUCUGCUUCUGCUGAGAAGUUUAAACAGAAUCAUGAGGACUGUUACUUUCUUCAGCCACCACUACCAGCACUACUGCAGCUGCCUGAAAAAGAAGCUGGAGUAGUUGCCCAGGCUAGAUCUGUUCUAGCAUGGCACAAGCGCUACCGAUUUUGCCCAACAUGUGGGAGUGCAACCAAGACUGAAGAAGGGGGUUACAAGAAAACUUGCUUAAAAGAAGAUUGUUGCAGUCUCAAAGGUGUUCACAACACAUCAUAUCCGAGAGUUGAUCCUGUCGUGAUAAUGCAAGUCAUCCAUCCAGAUGGUAACCACUGCCUCCUAGGUAGGAAGAAGACCUCUCCCCCAGGAUGGUUCACCUGUCUUGCUGGAUUUGUAGAACCUGGUGAAACAAUAGAAGAUGCUGUUCGAAGAGAAGUAAAAGAGGAGGCUGGAGUCAAAGUUGGCCAUGUUCAGUAUGUCUCUUGUCAGCCAUGGCCAAUGCCCUCAUCCUUAAUGAUUGGCUGCUUAGCUGUUGCAGUGUCUACAGAAAUUAAAGUUGACAGGAGUGAAAUAGAGGAUGCCCGCUGGUUUUCUCGAGAACAGGUCAUGGAAGUUGUCUUUAAGGGAAAUCAGUGUUCUUUCCUUAUACCACCAAGUCAAGCUAUUGCACACCAGCUGAUAAAACAUUGGGUUGGAAUGAAUGCUAAUCUUUAGUUCAAAUAAUUGAUUUAUUAGAGUUACAUUAUUUCUUCUAGUGAAUGCUAUAUUAGGAAUAAAUUAGAAAGAAUUGUUUAUCUAGUAAAUAUGCCUAAUUUAUUGUGUUCUUGCAAACAAUGCUAAUAGUCUUCCAAAGCAGAAGGUUAUAAAAUAAACUGGGUUUAUUUUUUUAUCCAAAAUACUUCCGCUUUGAAAGCCAGCCAUUUCUUGUCACUAAUUUAAUGCAAUACAUUAAGAAUCUGGUAUUCCUUAAGCCACUAAAAUUAGAGAGGGUUUGUUCAUGCUGUGUAAUAAUAACCUUGCACUCUCCUUUGCUUCUACAAUGAUACCAGAGCAAAAAGAGUACCCACUACAUGUAAAUGUAGAAGAACUAGAAGAAGAUUUGACUGUAAACUAAUGAAAAUUAACUUCUAUUCAACAUAAUCAUUUGUAAAUAAUCUGCAUUUAUCUGCUUCUUAAAGUAUAAUAAUUUACAAGUAACAGAAACAUUUACCGUAACAGAAAAUGAAGUGAGAAAAAAGAUGAGGUGUUUAAGCAGAAAACAAAAUUGAUACUACUAACCAAGCUGUAAACUCGUGUGAUUUAAUAGCAUCUCAUGAAAACUUCUUCAAGUACAGUACUGCUCGCGAGUCCUUUACAAAAUUUGGAUUGGACCUUAUUUCUUAUCUCAUUUUUCAUAUUGGAUAUGUGUAAACACAUUAAAAAUAAAAAUGUCCCAGUGUUGAUACAAUAGCAUUAAUAUUAUAUGUUGUGUUUUGUGUAGAAAUACUGUCAAGUUGGAAAAUAAUUAUCUUGAAUUCUGUAACAUGUGAAGUAAAAAGGGGUGGAUGUCAAUGGACUGAUUAAAGAUAGACCAGGCAUGUUGCUUCAUGGAAUUAAAUAUACUAAUCAGAUUCUGAGCUUAGGAGACAGAAAUAGAAAAAGAAGUGGAGCAAGUGAACAAUGCUGCUCCCUGUUUUAUCUUUCAUUUCAAUUAGGCAAACAAAUCAAUGAAGACUUUUCAGAAAAAAAUUAUAUUUUAUAAAGCCCUACCAAGUUGAGUCAUUAUUUUUCUUACCUGCUUGAAGUGUGAAGACUUGAAGAACUAGUAGUACUUUAUGCCUUCAGUGAUCAGAAGGAUAUGUAUAUACAGCGUAUCGUUGCUGACUGCAGCUGACAAUACAGAAGUCCAAAAAAAAACCCCACUUGAACUUGUUAUCCUAUUAAGCAUUAUUAAGAUAGACACCCCACUCUUUAUGAGCUUAGAAAAGCAAACUAAUCACAGAGAAUCCAUAUUGGCAAACAUCUGAGGAAAAUGAAUGUUGGCUUGUAGAAGCAGUAAGUAUAAACAUCUUUUUUUGUUUGUUUAUUUUUAAACUGACACUUUGUCAAGUAGUACUCUCUAUGUCCCAGUUUUUAUAACUCAUCAUAGAAUAAAAUAUGGGAU